GGAACAAACAAAUAAAAAUCCAGAUAAAUUACCACACGCUGAACUGGAAAUACACGAAUGGGAAGGUAAAGUUGAUCGUGGUAAAGAUGAAUUUGAACAAAUAUCACGUACAAUUAAAGAUGAAAUGGACUCAUUUGAAACGACAAGAAUUGAUGAUUUCAAAAAAGCUAUGGAUCAAUAUUUAAAGCGUUUAUUAGAACAACAAGAAAAAAUUUUAGACAUAUGGGAACAUUAUCUACCAGAAGCAAAUAAAAUAGCCGUUUGA
Messenger RNA from Didymodactylos carnosus, 265 nucleotides. The record is from the annotation of a GenBank genome assembly. Lineage: Eukaryota; Metazoa; Rotifera; Eurotatoria; Philodinida; Philodinidae.